AUGACGACGAAGAAUAUCAAGGCCCUUUUGAAUAAAAUCAACAAGCCUGCUGUAAAAACUAUUCAGAGUCCUGAUGGCGAUAUCAUAGACUGCGUACCGUUCCAUUUACAGCCAGCUUUCGAUCAUCCUUUGUUAAAAGGACUGAAAACAAUCACGAAACUACCCAAAGCACAAUCGAGCAACAACACUUUUGUCGAAAAUUUCCAAGUUUGGACAAUGUCAGGUGAACGUUGCCCGGACAACACAGUUCCAAUCAGAAGAACAACCACACGAGAUAUUCUAAAAGCAAAAUCUGUAGAAACGUAUGGACGCAAAAUAGUUAGAAACAAUGCAGAUGACGACGAUGCAGUCCAUGAGCAUGCGGUUGUCUCUGCAAACGGGACAUUUCUUGGAGCAAAAGCAACCAUAAAUGUGUGGUAUCCACACGUUGCAGAGUCUGGUGAAUUCAGCUUAGCACAAAUAUGGGUUUUGUCAGGAAGUUUGGACAGUGACCUAAACUCCAUGGAAGCUGGUUGGCAGGUUCUUUAUGGUGACAAGUAUCCUAAAUUCUUCAUCUAUUGGACUGCUGAUGCUUAUCAGGGGACAGGUUGUUAUAAUUUGGAGUGCUCAGGCUUUGUUCAAACCAGCCAAAACAUCGUACCUGGAGCUGCAAUUCGGCAUUAUUCAACUUAUAAUGGCCCACAAUAUAAUAUUACUUUAUCUAUUGAAAAGAGUCCUAAAGAUGGGCAUUGGUGGCUAAAAUAUAAUGAGGAUGAAGUUGGUUAUUGGCCAAAAGAAAUAUUUACAAAUGAACUCAAAGAUCAUGCAACCACCGUGGAUUUUGGGGGUGAAAUUGUAGAUAGCAGAAGUUCGAGGGCCCACACAACAACACAAAUGGGGAGUGGCCAUUUUCCAAACGAAGGCUAUGGGAAAGCAGCUUAUAUACGAAACAUAGAAGUGCUUGAUGAAAAUUACGAAAUAGCCCCCGCAACAGAACUCGAAUUAUACCCUCCUGAGAACCCGAAGUGUUAUUGGGCAGGAACUGUAUCGCACAGUGAAACUUGGGGUAAUUACAUGUUUUUCGGAGGGCCUGGUAGAAAUGACAAUUGUCCUUGA
Striga hermonthica is the source of this 1095-nucleotide messenger RNA. The record is from the annotation of a GenBank genome assembly. NCBI's taxonomy places the organism in Eukaryota, Viridiplantae, Streptophyta, Magnoliopsida, Lamiales, Orobanchaceae.